This is a messenger RNA of Eremomyces bilateralis CBS 781.70, 578 nucleotides long. RefSeq lists its product as uncharacterized. The transcript has 4 exons. NCBI's taxonomy places the organism in Eukaryota, Fungi, Ascomycota, Dothideomycetes, Eremomycetales, Eremomycetaceae. The record is from RefSeq and is a predicted model, not a curated record. Bases 261 to 497 code for a protein of 78 amino acids.
GAACGACGGUAUCCCGUUCUCGAGUCGCUAGGGCGCCCGAUAUCUUCGACAUCCAACACUGAAGUUGAGUUGAAGUUGACGUUGUGACAGUAACCAGGAGUCCAGGAACGGGGAACCUUGGCACGGACGCGGUCUCGUGAAACAUUUUUCCGAGCUUGAACCGGCCGCAACAUGUGGCGUCGGAUUUGAUCAACGAACGCCUCGAUAACUCUGCGCUUUGUAUUCAUCCCACGGACAGAGAGAUAUGUGGCGAUAGCAAUAUGGCGUCUCAACCGGGUGAGUCGGCAUGGACCGAAGAAACGGCGAAGAAGUUUGAAUCAAAGCAGCUGAGCAAGUACAUGGAUCCAUGUCAAGAAGCUGCCAACCGCAGUUUAAAAUGCCUGGCGAGGAACGGAGGCGAAAAGGAGAUGUGCAACGACUACUUCCUAGCAUACCGUGACUGCAAGAAGCAGUGGCUUGAGGACAGGAACAAGAACAAGAAGGGCUUUUUCGGAUGAAAGCCGAAAUCAGAGAACAGAUCUGGACCUGGCAAAGGAGAUGAGCUAGGCAAAAUCACACUUCCACAAUUACUUCAAUGU